UAAAUUUGUACUAUAACCUCAAAUUUCACACCAUUUUAACAUUGCAUUUACAUCAAAAAAAUUAUAAAUAUGAACAAACUUUUAAAUUUGCAAAAAACUAUUGGACUGGCUAAAUGCAAUUUACACACCACUAGUGCUUGCAAUGAAAUACAAAAAAUGUCCAGGUUAAGGGUUGUCGACAACAGUGAUAUUGGCAAACAGGCCAUGGCUGAGGGUAAACCACCAAAAUGUAUACACGUUUAUAACAAAACUGGUAUCGGUAAAAUAGGUGACAAAGUUUUAGUAGCAAUUAGAGGUGAAAAAAAGAAGGGAAUCCUAGUGGGACUUAAGCAAAAUCAAAAGACCAAAGUGCCAAAAUUUGAUAGCAACAAUAUAGUACUCAUAGAUGAUAAUGGUACACCAUUGGGAACAAGAAUUCAUGUACCAAUUCCUACAAUCUUAAGAACAAUUUUAAAAGAAAAAACUCAGGCCAAAGGUGCUGAUUACACAAAAUUAUUAGGAAUUGCUUCGCGAUUUGUGUAAAAAGGAUGUGUAUAUAGUUGUUAUAAUAAUAUAAGUUUAAGAGUUU
Messenger RNA from Aethina tumida (small hive beetle), 568 nucleotides. It is a transcript of the gene mRpL14, whose product is annotated as 39S ribosomal protein L14, mitochondrial. Gene Ontology annotation, molecular function: structural constituent of ribosome. The transcript is spliced from 2 exons. Gene Ontology annotation, biological process: translation. NCBI's taxonomy places the organism in Eukaryota, Metazoa, Arthropoda, Insecta, Coleoptera, Nitidulidae. Gene Ontology annotation, cellular component: ribosome; mitochondrion. The coding region runs from base 70 to 522 and encodes 150 amino acids. The record is from RefSeq and is a predicted model, not a curated record.